This is a messenger RNA of Cydia amplana, 882 nucleotides long. RefSeq names its product peroxiredoxin-5, mitochondrial (gene Prx5). Gene Ontology annotation, biological process: hydrogen peroxide catabolic process; cell redox homeostasis; cellular response to oxidative stress. Gene Ontology annotation, molecular function: thioredoxin peroxidase activity. NCBI's taxonomy places the organism in Eukaryota, Metazoa, Arthropoda, Insecta, Lepidoptera, Tortricidae. The record is from RefSeq and is a predicted model, not a curated record. Bases 86 to 652 code for a protein of 188 amino acids. The transcript is spliced from 3 exons. Gene Ontology annotation, cellular component: cytoplasm; peroxisome; mitochondrion.
GUCAUUCGUUCCAUUUCAUUCGCGCACCGGCAAAUCAAUCGAUACAAAGUGUCAAACUCAAUAAAUUAUACAUACUCCCUCGCCAAUGUUUCCCACGACCUCUCUAAUUACUCGAGGUAUUACUGCAUUUACCUCGCGAACAGCACGAGCGCUGCACACGUCUCUGCUAGCCAUGGCACCAAUAAAGGUUGGAGACAACAUACCGGCAGCGGAUUUAUUUGAGGAUUCACCAGCGAAUAAAGUGAACACGUGCGAGUUGGGUUCGGGAAAGAAAGUUGUAUUGUUCGCCGUGCCCGGCGCCUUCACCCCGGGCUGCUCGAAGACACACUUGCCCGGCUACGUGCAAAAUGCCGACAAGAUCAAGGCCGAUGGAGUUGAUGAGAUCGUGUGCAUCUCCGUGAACGAUCCUUAUGUGAUGGCUGCAUGGGGGGCCCAACACAAUACUAAAGGAAAGGUCCGAAUGCUAGCUGACCCCAAUGGCACAUUCAUCAAGGCCCUGGACCUUGGAACUAACCUGCCUCCGCUCGGUGGUUUCCGUUCCAAACGAUUCUCUAUGGUCCUCAACGACAACAAAGUUGAACAGCUGAAUGUUGAGCCAGAUGGCACUGGUCUUUCAUGCUCCCUUGCGGACAAACUAAAAGUUAAGAAGUAAAAUGUUUGAGCAUUUAUAACUGACCGUUGAAGUAAAGAUAUAGUUUAUGAAUUAUGUAGUUUAUAUUUGGAAAGUAAUGUCAAAGACUAGUGAAGCUACGUUUUUGUUUCAGCGGUCAGGUCUAUCGUGACUGUAAUACACACCUAUAGCUUUAAACAGGUCGUAGACUGUUGGAGCACUCCCUUGUGAUAUAUCCAAUAACGAAUUAAACAUGUCAAUCCAAAAAAAAA